AUGUCAAUGGUAUAUUCAGACAAUAAGGGUUCUGAGGGUGUAGUGGGUUGGAGGGAGGCGCUAAGCCCACUUUCAGAAAAUUAUUUGGGGGAGGUUCUAUCAACUCUCACCAUCCUCCCAUCCACAACCUUAAGACAACAGACUUCGAUCUUCGGAAUGGACCACAUUCCUGUCCCUUACAACCUCCAACCUGUGAACAAAGAUACAACCAUGGCUGAAGUCUCGAAGCCGGACUGUGUGCAGCGCGAUGCUGCAGCAGUUCCUACACCCGCGAACGACGCCCACCCCCAUACGUCCCUCAACGCUCAGGAAGUGGCCGACAGCCUUAAGGGCUUUGCGAAACUGGCUCCUGAACUGACCCAAAUGAUAUUCGAGUUGAUGACCAUCGAUGAUCCUCGAAUCAUUGAAGUGUUGUGGAACGAGGAGAAAGGCUUCUAUACCAACGCCGAAGUACCCACAGUCCUACACAUCUGUAGCCAGUCUCGCAGUGUAGCGCAAAGGGUGUUCUCAGCCAUGGUCUUGCAGAACUGUAAAUCAGGUAGUGAGUCACCCGACGGCCUCCCGGACAGGUACGACCCAAAGAUCAACAAGGAAGGUCCAUACACGGGUGUAGUCACUCCAUUCGGAGCAUAUGUGAACUUCAGCCUCGAUACCAUCUACCUCUCCUUCAGUGACAUCGAAAUGCCAAACCUCAAACUCGACCAGCUCUCCACUACCUUUAUGACAGAACUCAAAGCCAAAGAUGUACCGAUUCAGCACGUUGCAAUCGAUUACAAACAAAGCUACUAUGUCUGGCAUCAUUUCCUGAGUCAACACCAAUCGUUGAAGAGCAUCUCUUUGGUAGCAAAUGAUCGAUGCAUGUCACAUGAUAUCGCCGAUGGCACGCAAGAGCUUCUGCUCCAGCAUCUCACACCUGCUCCCUAUCGACCAGCAGUCGCACUUAAGGAGAGGACCCUUUCGAGAGACUCAACUGUCCAAACGGUCGAACUCAUCAAGACUUUCUUGCCAGAUGUGAAGAAGUGCUUGAUUUAUACUGUUCUACGAGCGAAGGAGUACGACACGAGGAUGGCUUACGACUUUCUCCUUGAUUACAUCUUUUACGGGGUACAGUUGCCUCCUAUUGAGUACAUUGACUCUGUGAAGAGAUGGGACAGGAUGCAAGGUGCAGUAGCCCGCAAAGAGGGAAAGUCAUUGAAGAUAGCCCUGCAAGACGCGGAAUUUGAAUUCAGGAAAGCAUUUCUGAAGAACAACUGGAGCGUGGAGGAUAUCAGGAGCGUCAAGUUCUCCAUGGUCGAUGUGGUUCGUGCUCGAUCCAAUAAGGUUGAGAAUGGCGAGUAG
Molecule: messenger RNA, 1338 nt
Organism: Mollisia scopiformis
Lineage: Eukaryota; Fungi; Ascomycota; Leotiomycetes; Helotiales; Mollisiaceae
Exons: 2
Coding region: 1-1338 (445 amino acids)
Source: RefSeq, a predicted model, not a curated record